AUGGCGGGUGUUGUUCCAACCGAAAUGUCCGCCAAUAGUCCAAGACGUACCGCCCAAUUUGCACGCAAUGCUCAAGGAGGAGCAAAUAUGGAGAUGAAUACCGGAAUCCUCCAACUUGUUUAUGCAAAUCCAUUCACCGGAAUGGAUCAUGAGGAUCCUUUCGCACAUCUCACCAAAUUUUAUGAGAUUGCGGGUUCAACGGGAGUCGACGCGGCCAAUGAAGAAUCAUUGUUCAAGAGACUAUUUCCAUACUCAUUACUUGGGAAAACCAAAGAAUGGCAACCUCCACCUCACAACAAUCCUUACCAAAGAAACAACCAAGGAUUUCAACCUUCAAGAUUCAACAAUCAACACUAUCAACAUCAAAGUACUUAUCAAAGUCCAAACCCUCAAGGUCAAGGUCAACAAUCUCAAGAUGGGAGCUCAAAAUUGGAAGACACUCUUACACAAUUCAUGCAAGCAUCCAUGGCUAAUCAAAGGAGUAAUGAAGCGGCCAUAAGGAAUCUAGAAAAUCAAGUGGGUCAACUUGCAAAGCAAUUGUCCGAGCAACAACCGGGGGCAUCCUUCUCCGCCAACACCCAAACCAAUCCAAAGGAACAUUGCAAAGCCACUGUUACAAGAAGUGGGAGGAAGGUGAAUAACGGCGUGAAUGAAGAGGUUAUAGUGGAAGAUGAGGAGGAAGUAAUAGUUGAAGAGGAAGAAGUGGAAGUGAUAGUUGAAAAUGAGGGAGAAAAGAGUGAGGAAAAGAUAGAGGAAGAAUUAGUUGAAAAAGAGAGAAAAGAAAACGAAGAAAGUGAGAAAAACAACAAAAAAGUGAAGAGGAAUAAAAAGAGAGAUGAACAAAAGAGCACAAUCCCAUCCCAGCACUUACCAUACCCACAUGCCAAAUCAAGGACGGAUAAUGCAAGGCAAUACGCUAGGUUUAUGGAUAUUUUCAAACAACUCCAAGUGAAUAUCCCAUUUUCCGAAGCGUUAGAACAAAUGCCAAAAUAUGCAAAGUUCAUGAAGGACAUUCUCACCAAGAAAAAGAGGUAUUCGGAAGAGGAGACUGUUUUACUUGAUGCUCGUUGUAGUGCCAUAAUCCAAAAGACACUACCAAAGAAAGAAGCCGAUCCGGGACGUGUUACUUUGCCGGUUACCAUUGGAGGCCAUUACAUAGGUAACGGUUUGGUUGAUUUGGGCUCAAGCAUUAAUUUAAUUCCGUUGUCUAUCAUCAAGAGGUUGGGAAACAUAGAGAUGAAGCCAACCCAAAUGACUUUGCAACUAGCCGAUAAGUCUCUCACCUCUCCUUACGGAGUUGCGCAAGACAUGCUAGUCAAAGUGGAUAAAUAUUUGUUCCCGGUAGAUUUUGUGGUAGUUGAUAUGGAAGAAGACCGUGAUGUACCAUUGAUACUUGGAAGACCGUUCAUGAAAACAGCUCGGAUGAUGAUCGACAUAGACAAUGGUCUCAUGAAGGUGAGAGUGCAAGAUGAAGAAGUCACUUUCAAUCUCUUUUAA
Vicia villosa (hairy vetch) is the source of this 1497-nucleotide messenger RNA. RefSeq lists its product as uncharacterized. The transcript has 2 exons. The record is from RefSeq and is a predicted model, not a curated record. The coding region runs from base 1 to 1497 and encodes 498 amino acids. Lineage: Eukaryota; Viridiplantae; Streptophyta; Magnoliopsida; Fabales; Fabaceae.